AAUAUUCAUUGUUCACUAUUUAUAUGUCCUCUCUAUUGUUUUUAUAUAUAAGCAAAAGUCGACCUUAUACAAUCUUCACCGUCUCUAUUUUUUUUUUCCUCUCUCUCGCGGAAAAAAAAACCCUAGUUUUUCUCUCUUCUCACCGAUUUUUCAUUCCGAUGCUUCUGGUCGCAUAGCCCAUCCCCGCAGAUCUGUUAAUUCCGGUUACAUAUGAAAUAACAUUGAAACAUUUGAUGGAUGAUGACUUUACAGAUGGAUAAAACUACUGCUUCCUCUUCAUGGGAGCGAGCCAAGUCCAUAUAUGAUGAGAUUGCUGAGUUAGCAAACAAGCGUCAGAAGGCUGGAAAUCCACCUGACCCAAAUUUGUUGCAGCUCUUACGUGAGAAGUAUGAAGCAAUAAUUCUUGAAAGUCAUACCUUUUCUGAGCAGCACAACAUUGAAAUUCCUCUGUGGCAGUUGCAUUACAAACGGAUUGAAUAUUUUAGAUUACACAUCAAUCGUGUAUUGGCUUCUAGUACCUCGACAGCAGCGCAAAAUGUCAAGGGUCCUUCUAAAGCAGAACAAAUUGCACAACUCAAGCUGCAGUUCAGAACAUUCCUUUCAGAAGCAACUGGGUUUUACCAUGACAUGAUCUUAAAAAUUAGAUCAAAGUAUGGCCUUCCCCUGGGUUCUUUUUCUGAGGAUCAACAGAGUCAAAAUUUGUCUGAUAAAGAUGGAAAAGAGUUAGCAGAAGUUCAAAAAGCCUUGAAAUCUUGUCAUCGUUGCUUAAUAUACCUUGGUGAUCUGGCUCGGUAUAAAGGAAUGUAUGCAGAGGGGGAUUCCAGGAGCAGACAGUAUGCUUCUGCUUCAAGUUACUAUUUGCAAGCAGCUUCUCUAUGGCCAGCCAGUGGAAACCCACAUCAUCAGCUUGCAAUAGUUGCUUCUUAUUCGAGGGAUGAGUUUGUAACAACAUAUCGUUAUUUCCGAAGUUUGGCUGUGGAGUAUCCUUUCCCAACUGCCCGUGACAACUUGAUUGUUGCUUUUGAUAAGAAUCGUCAGAGUUAUGAAAAAUUGUUUGUGCCCUCCAAAGACUCAUCCAAGAGGCUGACUGGUAAAGGAAGAGGGAAAGGUGCAGAUAUUUCAUUGAAAGAUGCGACCUUGGUAGCUGGUCCUGAGAAGGAUAAAGUAACUAUUGCAAAUGAGAUGCUCAAAGCAUUCAGCAUUAGAUUUGUUCAUCUCAAUGGGAUUCUUUUUACCCGAACAAGCCUGGAGACAUUCUUUGAUGUUCUUGCCUCCACUAGCAGCAGUUUACGAGAGGUGAUUUCUUUGGGCUCAGCUAAAGAGCUGACUUUGGGCAUAGACACCAGUGACAGCGCACUUUUCAUUGUUAGAGUCGUGACAAUGCUUAUAUUUAGUGUUCAUAACUCAAAGAAAGAGACAGAAGGUCAGUCAUAUGCAGAGAUUGUACAGCGUGUUGAGCCUGCCAGAAACUCCUUAACAGCUAGUUUCGAGUUACUUGGACUCGUAAUAGAGAAGUGUGUGCAACUGGGAGAUCCUUCGUCGAGUUACUUUUUGCCUGGUGUCUUAGUUUUUGUUGAAUGGUUGGCCUGUUGUCCUGACAUUGCACUGGGAAGUGAUCCCGAUGAUAGACAGACUGCUGUAAGAAAUAGCUUUUGGAACCAGUUUGUUGUCUUCUUCAAUCAAGUCUUAUCGCUUGGACCUACGUUUAUUGAUGAUGUCGAAGACGAGACUUGCUUCUCAAACAUGAGCUUGUAUGAUGAAAGAGAAACUGAAAACCGGCUUGCACUAUGGGAGGACUAUGAACUAAGAGGAUUCUUGCCACUGCUUCCAGCUCAGACGAUUCUCAACUUCUCAAGGAAACAUUCGUUUGGAACUGAAGGUCCCAAGGAAAAGAAAGCUCGUAUAAAGAGGAUCUUUGCAGCAGGGAAAGCUUUGACCAGUGUGAUCAAAGUUGAUCAGAAUCAUGUAUAUUUUGAUUCAAAGAAGAAGAAGUUUCUUGUUGGUGUAAAACCGGCAGAUGACUUUCUGGAUUCUCAUUCAAGCCCACCUAAAGCUUGUAAUGCUUUGCAAGAUAACCAGGUAAUGAUAGAUCAUAACUCGCCAAUAAUGCAGCUUGAUCAACAGAUUUAUAUGGGUGAGGAAGAUGAUGAUGAUGAAGUAAUUGUUUUCAAGCCGCUUGUUACUGAAAAGAGGAAAGAGGCUUCUGACCAAAUAUAUGUUCCUAGUGGAGGCUUCAGGAAAUCUGAUCAAGUUACUACUAUGGGGGACUUUAAAGCUUUAAGUGGAUCUGAUGUAGCUUUUCAUGAAAAUCAAAUUCUGCAAGCUAGAGGCAAUGCGAGUAUUCAAGUGCCUGCAUCUGUUGGUGCUAACCUUCUGGGACCUCUACAGCCAUCAACCCAGUCUCAAGCUAUGCAUAUGCAACAAGUUCAGACGCAGGCAGUGAAUCCUCAGCCAGCCCAAUCACUAGCUGCUUCUCGACUUCAGCCAAUACAAUCACAGGUCGCACAACCACUGCCAUCACGGGUUGUGCACUUUCAACAAACUCAAGCUCAGGUUUCACAUGUUUCACCGGCCCACUCGCAAUCUACUUCCUUUGGUGGUGGUAGCAAGUGGUCACCCGAAGAAGCUGCUUCUCUUGCUAGUAGCCUAUCUGGGUUUGCUCAGCUGGGUAAUGGUCAUGUAAUGAGGAAUGAGAUGCAAGGAAAUCAUGGAGUUUCCUAUUACCCUGCACACUCAUUACCCGUCCACCAGUCUUACAAUGGCAAUGGUAUGGGUGGUAUGCCAUAUUCUCAGUCAAGAACACCUGAAGCUGUAUUCCCACCCAAAAUUGAUCCUGUUUUAUCAUCCGGAGUUGUUGCUGAUGGCCUGGGCGUCCAAUCUUCAUUAGCAAAGAAAAAUCCAAUCAGUAGAGCCUUCAGGCAUCUUGGCCCUCCGCCUGGGUUUAACUCUGUCCCAGCUAAGCUGCAAAAGGAGCCAGCACCUGGUUCGGAAUUGUCUGGCAACAACCACCUACCGGUUGAUGAUUACAGCUGGUUGGAUGGAUACCAAGCUCAAUCUUCUCGAGGCGUUGGGCUGAACAGUUCUUUGAAUUACGCCACCUCUGGGAAACCAGAACACUUGGGUAGUACUGGCAAUGGACUGAACGGGCCUGCCAACUUUCCGUUUCCUGGAAAACAAGUUCCAACUUCACAGGUCCAAGCAGAUUUUCCUUAUUUCCAGAACCCUCAGAAAGAUAACUUUGUGGACAAAAACCAUCAGUCAACUCAACUCCCCGAGCAAUAUCAAGGACAGUCGACUUGGUCGAGUCGUCACUUUGUGUGAGAUCAGAAUGGAAGAGUAACACGGUAAUUGGGAAUGAUGCAGGUGAGUGUUACGCAACGUUUAUUGCUACCUAACUCCAACUGAUCCUUGUUCUGCUGAAGUCUCUAGUUGGAGUCUUUGUGGCCUUGGCUUCUUGUGGGGCACUUCCUACCUGACGGAUUCAGGACACAGCUCAUGUUGGUGAAGAGAUAUGUGGUAACAAGAAUGAAUGGUUCUGUGGAAUUGAUAGGAGUAAAGUGCCUUUCUCGUGCUACUUGAGGUGGAGAUGUUAAACCUUAUGAAUAAGAAAGGAACAUACGUAGCAUGUGGCUCACUCUCGAUAUCUGAAGCAGUUGUUUGCUGUUUUCUUUUCUUCUUGCGUAUGACUGUGUAGCUGUCCGUCCUCUUGCAGCUAUCUCUCUCUCUCUUGGGUUGCUUUACUUUUAUUUCCUCUAUAUUCUAUGCUUGUCUCAAACUUGUCUCUGUUUUGCUGUGUCGUUUUAAGUUGAACCAUCAUAAGGUGUGUGAAACUUUGCAAUGAAUAAAAAAGGGACUCAUGUGAUAAAACAUGAUUUGGUGUUGAAAUACUUCCUCCUCUUGAAGAUCUGUGAGAAUACCUUUGAUUUUAAAGGUCGGAUUUUAUACAUAAUUUCACUUCAUUUACAG
This is a messenger RNA of Arabidopsis thaliana (thale cress), 3966 nucleotides long. RefSeq names its product Telomerase activating protein Est1 (gene SMG7). The record is from RefSeq and is marked reviewed. Bases 238 to 3321 code for a protein of 1027 amino acids. The transcript is spliced from 9 exons. Lineage: Eukaryota; Viridiplantae; Streptophyta; Magnoliopsida; Brassicales; Brassicaceae. Gene Ontology annotation, cellular component: P-body.